Molecule: messenger RNA, 2646 nt
Organism: Pan troglodytes (chimpanzee)
Lineage: Eukaryota; Metazoa; Chordata; Mammalia; Primates; Hominidae
Gene: HS3ST3A1
Product: heparan sulfate-glucosamine 3-sulfotransferase 3A1
Exons: 2
Coding region: 1-1221 (406 amino acids)
Molecular function (GO): [heparan sulfate]-glucosamine 3-sulfotransferase activity
Source: RefSeq, a predicted model, not a curated record
AUGGCCCCUCCGGGCCCGGCCAGUGCCCUCUCCACCUCGUCCGAGCCGCUGUCCCGCAGCAUCUUCCGGAAGUUCUUGCUGAUGCUCUGCUCCCUGCUCACGUCCCUUUACGUCUUCUACUGCCUGGCCGAGCGCUGCCAGACCCUGUCCGGCCCCGUCGUGGGGCUGUCCGGCGGCGGCGAGGAGGCGGGGGCCCCUGGUGGCGGCGUCCUGGCCGGAGGCCCGAGGGAGCUGGCGGUGUGGCCGGCGGCGGCACAGAGAAAGCGCCUCCUGCAACUGCCGCAGUGGCGGAGGCGCCGGCCGCCCGCGCCCCGCGACGACGGCGAGGAGGCGGCCUGGGAAGAAGAGUCCCCUGGCCUGUCAGGGGGUCCGGGCGGCUCCGGGGCCGGAAGCACCGUGGCCGAGGCCCCGCCGGGGACCCUGGCGCUGCUCCUGGACGAAGGCAGCAAGCAGCUGCCGCAGGCCAUCAUCAUCGGAGUGAAGAAGGGCGGCACGCGGGCGCUGCUGGAGUUCCUGCGCGUGCACCCCGACGUGCGCGCCGUGGGCGCCGAGCCCCACUUCUUCGACCGCAGCUACGACAAGGGCCUCGCCUGGUACCGGGACCUGAUGCCCAGAACCCUGGACGGGCAGAUCACCAUGGAGAAGACGCCCAGUUACUUCGUCACGCGGGAGGCCCCCGCGCGCAUCUCGGCCAUGUCCAAGGACACCAAGCUCAUCGUGGUGGUGCGGGACCCGGUGACCAGGGCCAUCUCGGACUACACGCAGACGCUGUCCAAGCGGCCCGACAUCCCCACCUUCGAGAGCUUGACGUUCAAAAACAGGACAGCGGGCCUCAUCGACACGUCGUGGAGCGCCAUCCAGAUCGGCAUCUACGCCAAGCACCUGGAGCACUGGCUGCGCCACUUCCCCAUCCGCCAGAUGCUCUUCGUGAGCGGCGAGCGGCUCAUCAGCGACCCGGCCGGGGAACUGGGCCGCGUGCAAGACUUCCUGGGCCUCAAGAGGAUCAUCACGGACAAGCACUUCUACUUCAACAAGACCAAGGGCUUCCCCUGCCUGAAGAAGGCGGAGGGCAGCAGCCGGCCCCAUUGCCUGGGCAAGACCAAGGGCAGGACCCAUCCUGAGAUCGACCGCGAGGUGGUGCGCAGGCUGCGCGAGUUCUACCGGCCUUUCAACCUCAAGUUCUACCAGAUGACCGGGCACGACUUUGGCUGGGAUGGAUAACCAUAUAAUUUAAAAAGAAAAAAAAAUCAAAAUAUAAUAUAUUUUUUUACCAAUCUGUAGAGAAGAGACAGUUUAAUAUUUGUGCUGAAAACAUGUUUCAGUAUUUUUUUCAAUGAAUGUUAAGAGAUUGUUCUCACUCCCGCCCCAUCUUAAUGUAUAACCAACACCAAACACGUGGAUCAACAGAAAAGGAAAAUUUCACUCGUCUAAACGCUUUCAAUUUUCAGUUUUUAUUUUAUGUUCUAUAUACCCAGUCAUAAAGUAUAAGCAUCAGUUGUCAUUAAAAGUUUUCAGAAAAUCUUGAGGUUAAACAUCUCUCUCUCUUUUUUUAAAAUACAAGGCCCUGAUAAAAUUGAUAUCUAUCCUUAUAUGUUUCUCCCUUUUUCCUGUGCCACUUUUUCUUAAAUUAUUUCCCAGUUAGUAUUAUCAUAUGUUUGUACCCGUCACAGUUUUCAUAGUGCUUUCAAAUACACCUUUUUGAUCAUUAAAAUAAAAAAAGAAAUCUUGCUCUGUUGUAUAAGAGCACAAUAAGUAAAUAUUAUUAUCCCCAUUUUACAGAAAGGAAAACUGAGUCUUUGGGAGGUGAAAUAAUGUAUCUAAAGGUCAAAUGGUGGAUGGACCCUGGACAAAAUUCCAUCUUCCACUUGUUCCCUAUUUCAUGUCACUUUUUCCAGGGAGAAUGGAAAAGAAGACAUCUGCACCUUUAGAAAUGGUUAGGUAGUUUUCAGAUGAUAUGAAAAGGGAAAGAGAGCCCCUUGUUUUCUAAAUUCCCAGGCUACCCCUCAUGGCACCCAGUCUCAUUACAUAGUUGUGUCCAAGAAAACCACUCAGACCUGGACACAACCUCUCUUAAGAGCCAAUCUUGCCUCUUGGCUAUUUAAAGUACACUGAGAUAUGGAAAUCUUGACUGAUGAAUGCUUGAUUGAAUUGGAGAGGAAUUAUUGGAUUCUUGCAUGGAGGACAAGGUGGCCAGCCACACUAGGGGUAGCACAAGAUGUGUUAGGAACGUAACUUACCCAUUUGUUGAUUUAACUGACUUUUAAAAAAAAAAGAAACAGAUUUCAAUUAGUGCUUACAGGUAUGAGUCUCAUUUGUUUUUUAGUUUACCUCUUUUUAAAGAGAGAAAACCUACCUUUCUUUGUAAUAUCUCACUUCUAACUUUGGAGCUAGUACUCUGAAAGAAUUAAUUAGCAAUUCGUUUAAAAUGUUUUUAUUUUUCAUGGGUGGAAGACUAUCAUUUUGUCACUUUAUUCCCCCCUCCCACUUCCUAUUUAUACCAUUUAUAACCUAAUGUUCAGUAAUAUUUGGAAAAAUAUUCUAGGAAAUGCAUUUGUGGGUAAAAUGGUGGCUUUUCCUCUUCUCUCGUCUGUUUCUGCCCAUCCCCCAUUUAAAUCACUCAAAUAAAUCAAGAGUUUAUUAACAGUA